This is a messenger RNA of Tilletiopsis washingtonensis, 977 nucleotides long. RefSeq lists its product as hypothetical. Lineage: Eukaryota; Fungi; Basidiomycota; Exobasidiomycetes; Entylomatales. The record is from RefSeq and is a predicted model, not a curated record. Bases 357 to 941 code for a protein of 194 amino acids. The transcript has a single exon.
CCUCGCUAACGAUGCUCAUUCUCCCGGCUCUGCGGCGCUGACCUGUCUAAGAGAGCGUCCCCUCGAGGAGGAGAGCAGCUGGGCCAUGGCGCGCUAUUCCGGGCCGGCCACUUUGGCUGCGCCCCUGCGCCGCGUGUGUUCGCAUUUAGCAGCACGGCCCGCCUCAUCGGCGCUGGCCCCUCGAGCUUGCGCCUUGGAUGAGGCGAGGCCCUCGACGCUUGAAGCUUGAGCCGCCGCCAAGGCGAGGCGUCAUCUCGGGGCGCUCCUUGCGGCCGUGACGGCGGGCGUGGCUGCGCUGCCCCGAUCACCCGCCUGGAUGACGCAGGGGGCGGCGCUGCUGGGAAAAGCGCCGGCGGAUGACGCGCGCUGGCCUCGCGCUGCCGCUCUCCGCGCCGCAUCAUGCGAUUCCUCGCGCUGCCGGUUCGCACGGCGAGUUGGCCAUGCGGCGGCGGAUCAAGUCCCUGCGGCGAUGCGGGUGGGAGCGAGCCGCAGCACAGCUGACGGCGUCGUCGACGACGACGAUAGGCGCCUCAAGCUUCAUGCUUGCGCCGCGGGUCUGCGCAGCGUCUGGCCGGGAGGGAGCUGCCGCUCGGCGAGCUGCCCUGCAUUGCAUGCCGGGGCUGCUCCUCGUGCGUGGGCGACGCUGCGCUGAGCAUCCACCAAGCGCAGCAUGCACCGCCAUGCACGCACGCAUGCAUGCUGCACGCAGCAAGCAGCGCCUUGCUGCUUCGCUGCACCUGCCGCCGUGCUGCGGCACCUUCCAAACGCAUCGUCCCGGCUUCGUCAAGGCUGUCCGCUGGGAGCUGCGCGUUGCGGCGCGGCCGGCCCCGCUGCCGAGUGGGGCGGACGCUCGUGCGCGCUCGAGGCUCCAUCACCAGCACACGUCGCAGCGCACCGGUGCUCGAGCGGAGCAGGUGUGCUGCGCAGCGCGGAGGUGGUGACGCUGUCCGCUGGGGUCCAGCCCCGGCGACGUUGGG